Molecule: messenger RNA, 2370 nt
Organism: Salvelinus namaycush (lake trout)
Lineage: Eukaryota; Metazoa; Chordata; Actinopteri; Salmoniformes; Salmonidae
Product: forkhead box protein O6-like
Exons: 2
Coding region: 1-2370 (789 amino acids)
Biological process (GO): regulation of transcription by RNA polymerase II
Cellular component (GO): nucleus
Molecular function (GO): DNA-binding transcription factor activity, RNA polymerase II-specific; RNA polymerase II cis-regulatory region sequence-specific DNA binding
Source: RefSeq, a predicted model, not a curated record
AUGCUGAUGAUGGAGAAGAACGGCAUGGACGCGCAUCAGGUUGGAAUCAAUCUGGAAUACGAGCUGGAGGGCCGGCCUCGGUCAUGCACCUGGCCGCUGCCGCCGUGUCCUGAGGAUUUCCCACGGGGAGUGGAUGAAGCAAAUCGAGGUCUGCCCCUGGCAUCUAUCAAACUGGAGCAGCUUCAAUACAACGUGCCGGCAUGCCGCGGCGGAGCAGCGGAGGGAAGAGGUGGCGCACCCGUAGAGCUCAAACAUCCAGCCGGCGCCCCGGUCCCUAUCGCACCCGGCGCUCCUACAUGCAUGUCCGGGGCUUCCCUCGACGUGACCAGCCAGCUGCGCAAAGCCAAGUCGUCCCGGAGGAACGCGUGGGGAAACCAGUCGUACGCGGACCUCAUCACGCGUGCCAUUGAGAGUGUCCCGGAGAAGAGACUCACUCUGUCGCAGGUUUACGAUUGGAUGGUGCGCUUUGUCCCUUAUUUCAAGGAUAAAGGCGACAGCAAUAGUUCCGCUGGAUGGAAGAACUCCAUCCGCCACAACCUGUCCCUCCACACUCGGUUCGUCCGUGUCCAGAAUGAGGGGACGGGGAAGAGUUCCUGGUGGAUGCUGAACCCAGAGGGAGGGAAGAUGGGGAAGGGACCCCGACGACGCGCCGCCACAAUCGACUGCCCCAACGGCACCAAGUACCUGAAGAGUAAAGGACGGGCCAGGGGUAAGAGGCCUGGAGCCGGAGCUGGCAGUGGAGCUGUUGGUCGGGGCAGGCGGCAGGGUUACGGCCUGGGUCAGGGGGCUCGACCGGGGAUGCAUCAGGGGUCUCCGGAGCAUGGUAGUCCUGCAGGGAAGGGCGGAGUAGGGGUGGGAGGAGAGGAGUACGAUGCCUGGACGGAUCUCCACUCCCGGACCUCCUCUUCGGCUUCGACACUUAGUGGCUGCCUUUCUCCCAUCCUGGCCGAGGCUGAGCCAGAUGAGCCAGAGGAGGGAGGCCUUUCCUGCUCCACCUCCCCCCGCCUCUAUCCUAGCCCUACCGCAACUCGCUCCCCUGCCCUGGGCACUGGGGGGCACUGCCCUGGAACCUCCUUGGAGCUGCCCCAACUCACUGACCUGACUGGGGCUAUCAGCCUGGAAGAGGGCUACCCCCACCCCCAGAACCACCCACAAACCCAGCCUCGUAAUGGCUACCCCAGCCCCUACGGCACCGGCCCCAAGGGGGAAGGCUCCUACUGCGGCCCUGUCUACGGGCAGCCGUCCCUGGGCAUGCUGCAGCUCCAUGCCCCCAUACCCAUGCAGACCAUUCAGGAGAACAAGCGAGCCAGCUUCCAGCGCCCCCUGAGGGCCUACUCAGAGAACAAUGCCCUGCAGAGCCUGCUGACCAGAGGGCCUGGAGGUCCUCAGUACUGCAGUAAGGACAUGGUCACACUGGGAGGGCAAGGAGGGGAGUCACACACGCUGCUGACCCAGGUAACUAACGGGGUUCACAGCCACAAUCAGAGUCGCAGCAGCCACAAUCAUAGCCAUAGCAACCAUAAUCAUAAUAACCAUGAGCAUGGACACAAUUCAGGCCCACACAAUGGUCACGGCUCAGUUCAUGACCAGAACCCCAGCGGUCAUCAUCAGAAUGGCCUCCACAAUCAUGGUCAACCCAACCUGGACUAUAACCAUAGCCACAAACAACACCUCAGCCCGGCCACUGACUACAACCAGAGUCACAACCACAAACUGAACACAAGCCAUGACCACACUCACCAGUCCAACCAGGGUCAUCUCCACGGUCACCUCCAGGGUGGACCCAGACCUCCAGCCCUCCAGGCUCUUUCUCCCAGAGUCAACACAGACAUCCUGCAGCCCUACAGCCUCAAAACCCCCACCCCAACUCCUAGCCUCUAUGGCCCCCUCACCCCCCACCUCCCCACCCCCAACCCCUCGUCCCUUCCCCCCAACCCCGCCUCUGUUCUCGACAUACACCAGGACCCCUGCCUCCGCCUGGCCUCCGCCCCGGCACCUCACCCCCACCCUCGCCACCAGCCCUACCCCGGUACCACCUACCACCAGGGUAUAACUAUGACUGACUCCUGGCAUGGCUACUACCACCACACCCUCCACCCCACCCAGAACUACCAGGGACACCCCCACCACAGCACUCACCACCCCAGCCGCAUGGCUCCAGACCUGGAAUGUAACAUAGACAUUCUCCCCAGCAGCCUAGACUGUGACGUGGAGUCCAUCCACCUCAAUGACUUCAUGGACACAGAGGGGAUGGGGAUGGACUUCAACUUUGAUGGAUCCCUGUCUCAAGGAGUGGGCAUGGGCAUGAGCAUAGCUGCUUUCGCCGGAGCGCCGCAGGGACAUCACAGCCAGAACUGGGUGCCUGGGUGA